AUGUCUUGCUUGGCAUUCUUUCUGUUACUGUUCCUAUUACCACCUCCCAUUUCUAAGGCCAAGAGCCUCCGCUACCAUGGCCCUGGCUGGAAACUCUUCCGCCGCCUGGGCAAGGGCUCCAAAAGUUCCCAGCAACGCCAGGUUCAACAGAUGAGGCAAAACUGGAGCCAGGGCAAGAGCCCAAUGUCAGAGGACUGCCUUGGUGUUUUCGACCUCUACAUCAUCCUGGACAAGUCAGGCAGUGUGGGCUCAAACUGGAUCCACGUUUAUUCAUUUGCAGAGGAUUUGGUGAAGAAAUUUCAGAACCCUAAAAUGCGGAUUUCCGUCAUUACCUUCUCAACAGACGCUGAAGUUAUCAUACCACUCACCUCAGACAGAGAAGAAAUCCAAAAGGGCCUUCUCACUCUCCUCGAAGAGGUGCCUGACGGAUUCACACACAUGCAGAAAGGAAUUCAUAAGGCCAUAGAGCAGAUCAAAAAGGCCAACUCGGAAGGCAGCAAUGUCAACAGUGUGAUAAUUGCUCUGACUGAUGGGACAUUGAUAGAUAAGCCAUUUAAGCAGACUGUGGAUGAGGCCCAAAAAGCUCGAGAACUUGGAGCCAUCAUUUUCACCGUGGGUGUGCAUGAUUUUGACAAAACACAGAUGGUAGAGAUUGCAGACAGCCCAAGUCACAGUCUCGCGGUCCAAAAAGGGUUCUCUGCUCUGCAGAGCAUCGUUGACACACUUGCUGCCAAGACAUGUAUUGAAGUGUUAUCUGUGCAGCCUUCCUAUGUGUGUAUAAAAGGUGCCUACCAAGUAAACAUUAGCGGACGUGGGUUUAGUAAUGCGAAAGACGUGAGCCAAGUUAUUUGCAGAUUCAUGUUCAAUGAUUCCAGAAUCGUUGAUGAAAGCCCUACUGAUAUGAAUGACAAAAGUAUAUCCUGUCCUGGACCAAGGAUACAGCGUGCUGGAGAGGAAGUCUCUCUUCAGGUCAGUCUGAAUAAUGGCAUCUCCUUCAUUGGGAACAAACUCAUCAUAACCGGUACCAACUGUGGGAGUACCAGGCAUAAGGAAAAGCCGACGCCACCAGAACCAGAGAAGGAUCCAGAAGAGAACAAGUCCCCUCCUUCUAUAUCACCACCGGCUCCUCCCAUCCCUCCUUCAUCUCCAUCACCUGUCAACCCAAGCCCUACUGUGAUCGUUGCCUGCUGUGGCUGUGGAAGCAGAGGCAUCCAGGGAAACCUGGACCCAUGCUGCCGCUGCUUUCACCCAGGUUACCACCAGAUGCCAUUGAUGUGGUGUCAUCCCAAGGUCCAGGGGAGAUGCACCAACUUUGCUCUUGGGAAUCCCAGCUGCACACAUGCCUCCUGCAGCCCAAAGCUUUGCCUUCCUUCCAAUAGAGACUGUCUCCAUCUCACAAAACCUUCAUACUCCUCAAGGAUUGUUAUUCAACCCAGUGGGGAGUGCUUCGGCAUCUCCCAGGCAUCCUGCAGCCCAAAGAUCUGCCUUAAAGCCGGCCAAGAAUGUCUCCCUGUUGCACCGAGCCUGUGCUCAAAAGUGUGCCCACCGAGUCAGAAGUGCUACACUCUCGACUGUUCACAGUCCUCAUACUCAAACAGGUGUAUCCCAUCUCCCUCCAGAAUGCUGCCUCUGCUCCCUCCCCGUGCCCGCCAAUCUGUAGAAACCCUUUGUCAAGCCUACCCUUGUCGUCCAUCCUCUAAAGAACCAAAAUUCUAA
Molecule: messenger RNA, 1716 nt
Organism: Chionomys nivalis (European snow vole)
Lineage: Eukaryota; Metazoa; Chordata; Mammalia; Rodentia; Cricetidae
Gene: Antxrl
Product: ANTXR like
Exons: 16
Coding region: 1-1716 (571 amino acids)
Cellular component (GO): membrane
Molecular function (GO): signaling receptor activity
Source: RefSeq, a predicted model, not a curated record